Aspergillus affinis is the source of this 2445-nucleotide messenger RNA. RefSeq names its product ZZ type zinc finger domain protein. Gene Ontology annotation, molecular function: zinc ion binding. The record is from RefSeq and is a predicted model, not a curated record. The coding region runs from base 1 to 2445 and encodes 814 amino acids. Lineage: Eukaryota; Fungi; Ascomycota; Eurotiomycetes; Eurotiales; Aspergillaceae. The transcript is spliced from 4 exons.
AUGUCAGCUCCUCAUCCCCCCUCUGCGGUCACUCCCAAUACCAUCAUCACCUUGAAGGUGCUUCAUAACGGGAGCAAUCGUCGCUUCAAGGUUCCCUUGAGAGAGCUGGGGGCUCGGGUUCUGCCCCAGAAGCUCCGCCAACUUCUUGGCAUCCCGGAUGAUGUUAACGUCAUCUUCGAGCGCUUCUCCGACAGUGCCGGUUCUUUCGUCCUCUUGGACAGCGAGAACCCCGCCAUUUACAAGCAACUCUACCGUGCUGCCAAGGCUAAACUGAAGCUGCGUCUUCGGGCCACCGUCGUGGACGAGGGCUCUCAGCCCCAGCUUUCCGAGGAACAGCAGCAGCAGAAGUAUAGCUACCUUGAUACCGUCCUCAGCUCUCCGCUGCCCGAAUCUCAGGGUGAAUCUUCUCUAGCCAUGCCAAAUGAGUCGGCGGACAACACCCCUGAUAUGGUAGAAUGUGUAGACAAGCCUGCCGGCGCUGAGCGACAACCCAUUCAGUUGUCGGACACCUUUACUGCUACUCAGCCUCAGUACCGCGACUUCGUGCUAGGCCAGGACAACUUGGAUAGCCCUAUUGUCUCUCACAAGUCCUUGACGGGGGUUUAUUGUAUUGACUGCAAUAACUGCGGUCGGUCUAUUCCUAAUGAACACUACCACUGCAGCAUUUGUGAGGAUGGAGAUUACGAUCUGUGCCUUGAUUGCGUUGAGAACGGAGUCACCUGCCCAGAUGAGGACCACUGGUUGAUUAAACGAGGCGUCAAGAAUGGGGUUGUCACCAACAGCAUUACCGAAAAGGUUCCUCCUCGAGCGGUUCAAGCCGAGUGCCGAGAAUCUGACUCCGUCCCUGAACUCGUUUCGGAAGAGGCCCCUCGCGCUCUGCCCCCUGUGCCAGAGCCGGUGGUCCAUGCCGAGGAGCGUAUCUGCAACGGCUGUCUCAAGGAACUCGACGAGACCAAAAUGGUUACCUGUGCUGAUUGCGAGGACUAUGAUCUUUGUAUCACCUGUCUCCUGAAGGACACGCAUGGCCAUCACCCUGCUCAUACAUUUUCCCUGCUCCAUGACCGGCAAUUCUGCCUGAAGAACAUGGUGUUGUCUCGUUGCAAGCCUGGACGCCAUCAUCAGCAUGCCGCCAUCUGCGAUGGGUGUGACAAGAGCAUCAUUGGUGUGCGUUACAAGUGCCUCACGUGCCCCGAUUGGGAUUUCUGUUCCAUCUGCCACAUGAAUGCAUCCGACCGCCACCCAGGCCAUCGAUUCGCUCCUCUAUACGAAUCUAUUGCCGAGCCACUGCCAUCUCACGAGGUUCACUUUGGCAUUUUCUGUGAUGGCCCCCUUUGCAAAGCUCAGUCGCGAUCUACUUACAUCACCGGAACUCGCUACAAGUGCUCGGUGUGCUACGAUCUUGAUUUCUGCGCCAAAUGCGAGGCCCUUCCGACCAACUUCCACAACCGCACUCACCCCAUGGUCAUGCUUAAGACCCCCGUGCGAAACGUCACUGUAAGCACCCUCCAGGAAGACAAAGUCGACAAGCCGGCAGUCUCCUUAGGUGACCCGGUCCAAACGUCCACUCCCAAGCAGGCUGUUUCAAUGCCACCGGUGCUUGAGGCGCCCACCCAGGAGACAACCCCCGAGAAAGCAGUCGUCGAGGAAGAGAAGAUCGCGACCGAGUCGCCUUCAACGGAGCCCAUCCAGCCUGAAGAGCUACCUACCAGCGAUCCAGCCUCGAGCUACCAGGCUUUCUUCAUCCGUGACACAAUUCCUGAUGGUUCUAUUGUGUCUCCAAACAAAGUUUUCCAGCAGACCUGGACACUCUACAACCCUGGCCCCCUUGCUUGGCCCGUGGGUAGUGAUGUGCGCUUCGUUGGUGGGGACUCCAUGUUCAACGUUGACACGAACCACCCAUUGAGCCUCAACUCGAUCUCUGCUGCCAUGGAGAGCAACAAACUUUCGGAACCAUUGGAGCCCGGAAAGAGCGCCGACUUCACUGUGACGCUGAAAGCCCCUGGCCGGGUGGGCACCGCCAUAUCGUACUGGAGACUGAAGCUGUCAAAUGGCAUGCCAUUUGGCCACCGGUUGUGGUGUGACAUCCAAGUCCAGGACGAUAAACCCUCUGCGGCCAGCCCCGCUCCUUCGGAGUCGAAGGCCGUGAAAGAGGAAACCCACCAGGAUAGCACCAUGACAGGUCGUGAUGAUGAACGCAGUGGAAGCCAGAUGAUCUUCCCCAAACUGGACAAGGAGUCGCCGGACUCUAGUACCCACGAAGCGGUGGUUACGGCCCCGGCGGCGCCCUCUCUCUCUACUGCAUCCGAGCGGGAUGUUCUCGAGGACGUUGAGAACCUGACCCUAGGUGACGACGACAUGGAAGCCGGAUUUUUGACUGACGAGGAGUAUGAUAUCUUGGAUGCCAGCGAUCAGGAGUACUUGGACGCUCGGUCCGCCCGGCCUUGA